AUGAGUCUAGCCAGCACCUUCCCCUCCACCGUCUUCAGCGACACAGCCUUGGUCCGGCUGUCACCCACAAAUGCUGGCCACCCCCGGCUACCCCUUCCCCCUUCCAUUCCCAGCCCCUGGUUGAGUCUGUUCCGUUCUGCGCCAUCCCGAAGGCCCUCGGCCGCCCCCGCGGACAGCGGUGUGACAGAAGACGGGCGGGUGGCCAGCGGUGGAAGAUGCUGCCAUUUCUUGAGGAAGCCCACAAGUUUGUCCACAACAAGGGCUGGCCUGCGGCGCCCUCCUCCAACAUCCGGAGCAGCCGCCUUCCCGGGACCUCGCAAACCCGGAGGGGACGCGCAGCGGCGGCGCCCGCCCCUCCACGCGCACCGGGUGGCCUCCAAGCUCAGGUCCCUCCUGACUCUCCAGGUCUCCCUUUCGCCUGCUUUAGUUCCUAACCGACGAAACGGGGCCACAGCCCAGGGGGCCCCUCUCUGCGCCCGUCUCCUUAUCCACAAAAUGGAAGGGGUUCGACCGGAUUGCCUCCCCCUGCCAGCCCCGUACUCUCGGACUGUUAUAACCGGAAGUCCCCCGCCCCCCAGUCACUGUAUGGUCGUAUCUCCUUUAGACAGAAGCAGCCCCCCGGCUGGGAAGGACCUCCGAGUCAGCGGGAGGAGGCAGCCCCCACCCCCACCCCCCUAUCUCGCGUUGGUUUUUCGGUUUCUUCUACCCCCAUACUCAGAUCCAGCCUGGGUGUCUCCCCCGACAGUCUCCCCCGCCCCGCUACGCACUCUCCCGGUGUUCUCAUCCCUCUCUGAGGAGGGAGAGAGGUUCGUGCUUGGCUCAUCAGCCCUUCACUUCUAGGAGUUCUUUUUACUGAGAUCCAGGCAUUAACCCCCUAAGCCCUGAUAAGCCCUAAGCAGAACCGAGCCCUGAAAAAAGCGAAAUAAAGGCAGCGGAAACGGCUCGGGAGGCAGGCAGCGCAGCUCCGCUGCCCUGGGCCCCUCACUCAGGGAGAUCAGGAGGUGUCCGCCUCUGCCCGCGGAGGGGCGCAGACUGACGGAGGUCCUGGCCAGGCUAGGGGACAGCACCGGGACCUGGAACUGACCGCCACCUUUUAUCUGCGAACUCGAAGGGGACGGGCGCGGGGAGCGGGGCUUGCUGGGGUGAUCAGUGCCGCCUCUCCUCAGCGCCCCUUGGUGCCCGACCCGUUGCCAAGUCCCUGUGCCCCUCCUACACUCACUAUUCCUCGUUCUGCCCUGUGGGGUCAAGCGAGCCAGUCUAACCGGGUUCUGCAGGAGAUCAGACUGAGGACAGCUAGCGUGCCCCCCUCUCCUCGUGUCCCAGGGGCUUCUCCAACCUUACGUGCCCAGUCUCUUCAGCCUCCAAGAUGCCUCACACGCACACCCGGUUCUUAGUCCUGGAAGCCAGGCCUCCCUGCGGUGGUCAGUGAGUGAUGGGAGCUUGGUGACCAUACGGAGCUGCCAGCCCGAGAGCCCAGAGAGCAGUGAGGCCUUUGGGAGGCCGUGCUCAAGUUUUAGAGACAUUCCUAGGGAAGUUUGUCUGGGGAAAUAAGGCCUGAAUUCCUAGAGGAGGUGAGGGUUAAAGUGGCCUCUGUGUGUGUGUGUAUGACAGACAGACAAGAGACAGACAGACCCACGCUGGAGCAGACUGGGGACACACAACAUAAAUGCCCAACAGCCCCUACAGGGGACUUCCCCUGCACAGACACCCCUGAGGCAGAAGGGAAUCCAACUGGAUUUGACAGAAAGCAGGCAGGAAGCAGCGAGCUGGCCCCCAGCCCCCUUAGCAGCCCACUCACUUCUCCUACUGUAGUUGGAGCCAGUUAAUUUUGUUCAGAAAAGGACCGUUCUUGAUCCCUGUCCCUGCCUCCAGAUGGCCGGCAUGAGCAGCCUCACCUACUUUGGCAGUGCUGGAGCCGGGCUCAGGGCUUGUGCCUAAUUAGCAGGAGGCAGCGCCAAAGGAGAGCCCACAUCCUGGCUCUUGCCCCUCGGGGCCACCAGCCGGCUCUGAGGUCCUGCUCUGGCCUCUGUUUUCUCAUCGAUCAGAAAGGGGCUUGGCCUCAAUCUGGAGACUUCCCGGUGGAUUCCCUUGUAAAAAGGCAAGCGAUGGAAGUGCUGGGGAAACCCUUCUGGAAGCUUUGGCCUCAUUGGAAAACCUGUCUUCCAGGGGAGUCCAGAGGAGUCAGAGGUCCUCCUAAGGACUCCAGGGAAGGAUGAGAUGAGAAGGUCCUGAAAUGAAGAGCAGCCCAGGAAGUUUUUCUCUCUGUUUUUCUGUCUGUCUCUGUCUCUGUGUCUCUGUGUCUCUGUGU
This is a messenger RNA of Dromiciops gliroides (monito del monte), 2308 nucleotides long. Its product is annotated as WAS/WASL-interacting protein family member 2-like. The record is from RefSeq and is a predicted model, not a curated record. The transcript has 4 exons. Lineage: Eukaryota; Metazoa; Chordata; Mammalia; Microbiotheria; Microbiotheriidae. The coding region runs from base 1 to 840 and encodes 279 amino acids.